Messenger RNA from Sporisorium graminicola, 795 nucleotides. RefSeq lists its product as uncharacterized. The coding region runs from base 1 to 795 and encodes 264 amino acids. The record is from RefSeq and is a predicted model, not a curated record. The transcript has 2 exons. NCBI's taxonomy places the organism in Eukaryota, Fungi, Basidiomycota, Ustilaginomycetes, Ustilaginales, Ustilaginaceae.
AUGGUAUCAUCACAGGAACUCGAGACGGCUAUCCGUCAAAAGGUUCAGAACGUCUCUACUUUGGUGGUUUCGGACGUCUCUGGUGGCUGCGGCCAAGCAUACGACGUGGUCAUCGUCAGCGAUGCCUUCCAAGGCCUCAACACACUCAAACGACACCGGAUGGUGAACGAGCUGCUCAAGGACGAGAUUGCGCAGCUGCACGCGUUCUCGCAAAAGACGUACACGGUCGCGCAGUACGAGUCGAUGUCGUCUUUCGCUAACAACGCCGCCACCUCCAGCACCACUUCCACCCCUGCCGCGCCAGCAAAGGCCACCAGCGCGGACCUCCACCCAGCGCCGAUCAUCACCAGCGGCUCGCGACCGUCGCACAACCGCACGGCGUCAGGCGUGUCGAUUCCGGAGCUCACGCUCACCACCGAUGACGAGACGCUCUCGGGCGGUCGCAACGCCAAGCCGCUGACACCAGGCGCACAGGCAGGAGCGGGCGCAACGCAGUACCCCGGCACAGCAGUGCCUGCGCCGCUCAGCCCCAGCAUCUCGCGCCUGCACGAACAUAAGAUCCGCUCCACCGAGUUCUGGACCGGCCUCAGGUCGUACCUCGAACUCCAGUUCUCCGGACCCAGCGUCGAAGCCGGCGCCGCAUCCCCCGGUGGCCCUGGCGGCAGAGCCCCGGGCGACGCAGAGAUCGACCGCAUCUUUGAAGACUUCUUCCUCAGCCAGAAACACCACUUGACCGCCAGCGACGUCGCAAGGGUGCGAGACGCUACUGGCAUGUUUGGCAUGUCUGGCGUAUAA